CACACGAAAAGGCGUAUCGAAACAGAGAAUCGCAGUGCAAUCUUAUCAAGAUGAAGAUUUGUGUUGGAACUACCGUCCUCAUUCUGAUUAUAUUGGCCAUGGUCCAGUUAGUCCAAUCAAUAGGAUUCUUUGGGUCACACGGCUCUGGAAAACAUUCCAUUGGUUUCCAUGCUGACAGCCAAUACAGCGGGGGAAAGAAAUUUGGAGUAUUUCCUCUCCCCAUUGCGAUUGCUACUGGAUAUGGACAUGGAAAUGCUGGAUAUGGACAUGGAAAUGCUGGACAUGGACAAGCUGGAUAUGGACAAGCUGGAUAUGGACAAGCUGGAUAUGGACAAGCUGGAUAUGGACAGGCUGGAUAUGGACAAGCUGGAUAUGGAAAGGCUGGAUACGGUUCAGCCCAUCAUUACCCUAAUGUUGGAACCCAUAAUGCUCAUAAACCCAGUCAUGACUACAAUUCGGGCUACAAAGUCGAACACAAGGUAUUACACAGAGUCUCUCACGACAAAGGAUAUUAGAGCUAUUGUCUACUCUGAAUGAUUUAUCCUGUUAUGCCGAAUUUUUGCUUGUAUAUAUGUCACAUUGGUUUUAUCUUUGUACCAAAACUAAUAGUAUGGUAUUUAACAAAGACAACCGCCAGUGAGCAUGCUUGUGGUGUUUUGUAAAUAAA
Limulus polyphemus (Atlantic horseshoe crab) is the source of this 667-nucleotide messenger RNA. RefSeq names its product antifungal protein-like. Bases 51 to 515 code for a protein of 154 amino acids. The transcript has 2 exons. The record is from RefSeq and is a predicted model, not a curated record. Lineage: Eukaryota; Metazoa; Arthropoda; Merostomata; Xiphosura; Limulidae.